Diatraea saccharalis (sugarcane borer) is the source of this 3540-nucleotide messenger RNA. The record is from the annotation of a GenBank genome assembly. NCBI's taxonomy places the organism in Eukaryota, Metazoa, Arthropoda, Insecta, Lepidoptera, Crambidae.
AAAGCGAUGUUUUGUUCAAUCUAUCAAAAAAUUGAGAAUCUCUCAGGAGAUAUGAAUGAUUCAUAAUUUUUAUUUAAAUGGUGAAAAAUUAGUUACUCGCAAUAUAUUCGUUUCUUAGCAUGGAUUCAUCGAGAAGAAAUAACCCUGAUAAUCAAAGGUGUAUACUCGGCUUGCAAGAUUUGAAGUUAACAAACAAAGAUGAGGAUGGAACUGAGCAAGCGCACCGCGGCGGCGCAACAUCGAAUCCUGGCACAUUAGGAAAAGCUCGCCCUGUGGGUGCGAUCGAAAGCUUCGUGCUAGAUAAUACACAAAAUAACCGCCAAGAUUAUAGCUUUUAUGAGAGAUCUAACGUCAUAGCUGCAUCGAAAUUUGCGACCCCAAAACGAGUGGAAACUAUCGCUUCCCUGAACAAACGUGAUAUCAACACAACAGCCUUACCAUCAAGCCCCACAAGAUCAAUUGAUUCGUUAUCGCUAAGGUCACUCAGCUAUCAGACCGAAGAUUUGUAUGAGAUACCUUCAAAUCCAAACUCACAAUACCCACCGCCAGUAUAUGAAAAUAUUGACUAUUACGGAGAACAGAGAUCGCCUCAACCACCCUAUUAUCACCCUCUAUAUCAAAAAGGGCCAGUGCCCCCUGUCUCACAAGGCUACUAUGAUACACGUUACAGCAAAGCUCAACCACAAGUGCCAGUAAACUCUAAACUAAAUCCUAAACCAUCAGUUUACGAAAACAUGCUCUGUAACGACAGUACUGCUGAUAAGAAAAGUGAGUUUAAAGUACCACAAAGUCAUGACCAACGCUUUAUUCAGCAGGGUUCAGUACCUGGUCCUCAAGUGCCUAACGCUAGUGUUAAUAGAAACAUGUCACAGAUGUUUCAUGACAAAGUAAAAAUAGAUAAACCACCUCCACCACCAUAUAGCUCAGCUCAAGACAACCCUGGUAGUGAUUACACAGUUAUGAAAUCUGCCCCUCCUAAAUACACAGAUGUUAGUGCAUUAUUGAAAGCUGAUAGUGUUGUUAGUUUUGAUGACAAAGUUGUAAAAUUUCCAUCUACAGCCAUAUAUGCAUCAAUAGCUCCGAGCGCUCAGAGACCAAAAGCAAACAUUGCUACUGAAGUUCAAAUUGCAACAGCUAGUCCUAAAUUUUUCCACCCUAAGCCCAAUAUUGCUAAUCAGAUUGGGAAAGACAAACCACCAAUAAGUAAUGGUGGAUAUACUGCUAAAUCAAACAUAGUUGGCAGUAAGAUGCAGAUAGUUGAGGACACAAACAGUUCUGAUUAUGUAUGCAUGACUGGAGGGACCCCAGCCACAGCUGUGGCUGCUGCCAAAAGAGAUAUUUUGCCUCAAGCUACAGACACCUUGCCACCACCUAGAGGAUUAGUAUCUGGUCUUACAUCACUAUGCUCACCGGCACAGUCUCCUGCACCUAGCCCUACACCAAGUUCUGUAUCUCAAAUGUCAGGUGGUUCUAGAGGCUCAGGUGGUCGUGGGAAAAGCCUUUUACCUUACAGUAUCACUCCACCACGUCCGUCUGGCCCAAGCGAGGCUCAGCGUAAAAUAGAAGAAAUGACUAGGCAAUUAGAAGAGGAAAUGGAAAGGCAAGAUGAAGAGGGAGAGUACUUUGGAAUCUGUCACAUAUGUGGUGCAGGGGUGACAGGAGCUGUCCAAGCCUGCCAAGCUAUGGGUAACCUAUACCAUACCAACUGCUUUAUCUGUUGUUCAUGUGGACGAGCUUUGCGUGGCAAAGCCUUCUAUAAUGUACAUGGAAAAGUUUAUUGUGAAGAAGAUUAUUUGUACUCUGGAUUUCAACAAACUGCUGAAAAAUGUGCCAUCUGUGGGCAUCUAAUAAUGGAAAUGAUACUACAAGCUAUGGGCAAGUCAUAUCAUCCAGGGUGUUUCCGUUGCUGUGUGUGCAAUGAAUGUUUGGAUGGUGUGCCAUUCACAGUGGAUGUUGAUAACAAAAUAUACUGUGUUAAUGACUAUCACCGAAUGUUUGCUCCUAAAUGUGCUAGUUGUGGAAAAGGUAUCACACCAGUAGAAGGCACAGAUGAGACAGUAAGAGUUGUGUCUAUGGACAGAGACUUCCAUGUUGACUGCUAUAUGUGUUGUGUGUGCGGUAUGCAACUUACUGAUGAACCAGACAAACGAUGCUAUCCCUUAGCAGGACGGUUGAUGUGUCGGGCAUGUCACCUGGCCACCAUUGGCGCUGCCUCUGGUCCCGGGCAACCGCCCGCGCCCCACCUGUCGCCCGCCUCCUACCAGUACAUGGGCUGACUCCGCUCUCCCUCGAAGCUUCAAGUAAAACCAUCAUUGGACUUCUAUGUUCGAUACAUCCAUGUAUAAUUAGCACCGGAGGCCUAAAACUUUUUGCUGAUCCUUUAAUAUCCGGUUUUAUAGAUUGUUUUUAAUGGUUAGUAGCAAAUAAACCAUUAUUAGACGUUGCAUAACUCAAUUUUUGAUAUGCAAAAACUAUGCCUAAGGUCUAAUCUAUUUCUAAUAAUUAUUCGGGAAUAACUUGCUAAACCCACUUGAUAUUUUUUUUUAUUGACAAUACUGAGUGCAAUUUUAACGGCAUCGUCGUAGCUAAAGUUCGUAGAAAUUUUAUAAUGUCCUAAGGUAGUUUAUGUAUAAUGAGAUAUGAUAUUGAAAAAGUGCAACAUGCUACGCCGACAUCCUUGGUAGCUAUUAUGAAUUUUGUGGACUUCCACCGAGGUCAGGUAAUGAUAGAAGGUUGAAUACUGGCUUCAUGUAUAAAGCUGCAAUUAUAUAUAGCCCAUGCGGCCUGUCGCCAUGCGUGGGUCAUCAAUCUGUUUCAUAUUACCACGAUACGUGGGAUGGGACUAUUCUAAUAUGAAAGGAAUUCCCUAACCCACACGUGGUGACAUGAUAUAUUAUUGUGGUUUAAUGUAGCUUUAAUAAUAAUUGUAAGCAUUCGACUGCUUUAGCGUAUGUAACAGUGAUACCGAAUGCUACCUUGCGUCAUUUAUGUAAUUAUUUAUGCAGUAAGUAUUUAUUAAUUGCGGGAAGUAUGCAGUUUUCCGUUUUUAUAGACAAGGGGAGUAAGUUUGUAGGAGAUUAGAAUUGAAUAUAGUUGUAAGUUAUUAAAUAAUAAAGAUUCAUAAUUGUUACAUUAUUAAUAAUAAAGUGAUUUGCCAAUCGAUGUUAUUUGUGAUAUAAAUGAUUUUCUAUCAGACUUUUCAGUGCAAUUCAUUGUAAUAACGAAAGGCAGCAUUAGUAGUAUUCUAAAAACUACUUUAUAUGCAUUGAGAAUAUUAUCGGUUUUUAAUUCUCAAACAUAAGUAGGUACUCAUAGUUUUAGUGUUCCAGUUUGUCAUGUUACAAGGCUAAUUUUUGUUUAAGAUAUGAUAUCUUUAUUUAGUACAAAUAAUUAAAAAUAUAAAAAUAAAAUUCCUAAAUUGUAAAUCAUAUGAAUUCACCUUUACAUAUUGCAGUAUGUUACCCUUUUAUGCUUAUAACUUAACAAACCAUAUUUAUACUAAUAUUGACGCAAAAUAUCUAAACUGUAUGAAUGUUAUAG